CGUAAAAGCUUACUAGUAGGAAACGCUGCAGCUCUACUUCAGCACGAACGUCCACGACUAUCCUUAGCCAAACUCAAUGUCCCAAGCAAAACCGUCGCAAGUGGUCUUUCAAGACCGCGAAAAGCCUCAAGAGGUUCGUUUCUCAAACAUUACCGCUGCGCGGUCAGUUUCUGAUGCGAUUCGCACCAGUUUGGGCCCCAAAGGCAUGGAUAAAAUGAUUCAAACGGGUAAAGGAGAGGUUAUCCUCACAAACGACGGUGCUACGAUUUUGAAGCAUCUCUCGGUGCUUCAUCCUGCGGCCAAGAUGCUCGUCGAUCUCAGUAGCGCCCAAGAUGUUGAAGCUGGAGAUGGCACUACUUCUGUCGUUGUUUUGGCUGGUUCAAUGCUUUCCGCCUCUGAAAAGCUGCUGAAGAUGGGAAUCCACCCUACGAUCAUUGCAGAAUCGUUCCAACGGGCCGCUGCUGUCACAGUCGAGUGCUUAAAAUCAAAUUCGUUGAGCAUUGAAUUGGACGACCGGGAGUCACUCCUUCGUGCAGCUACUACGUCUUUGAGCUCGAAGAUUGUUUCACAAUACAGUAACCUGCUGGCUCCAAUUGCUGUAGAUGCUGUCCUUAAAGUAAUUGACCCUAAGACGGCCGUAAACGUUGAUCUUAAGGACAUUCGUGUUGUCAAAAAGCUUGGCGGCAUCAUCGACGAUACCGAGCUUAUUCCUGGUCUUGUUCUUACACAAACGGCCAUUAAAAGUGCCGGUGGUCCUACUCGUAUGGAGAAGGCUAAGAUUGCUAUGAUCCAAUUCCAGCUUUCUCCCCCUAAACCCGACAUGGAAAACCAAGUUGUUGUUAAUGACUACCGCCAGAUGGACAAGAUUCUGAAGGAGGAGCGUCAAUACUUGCUCAACAUUUGCAAGAAGAUCAAGAAGUCUGGCGCCAACGUACUGCUCAUUCAAAAAUCCAUCCUCCGUGAUGCCGUUAAUGACCUCUCUCUCCACUUCCUUGCCAAGCUCAAGAUUAUGGCUGUAAAGGACAUUGAGCGCGAAGAGGUGGAGUUCAUUUGCAAGUCUACUGGUUGCAAGCCCAUUGCUGACAUUGACUCCUUUACCGAAGACAAGCUUGGUCACGCCGACCUCGUGGAGGAAGUGUCGUCUGCUGGCGAGCGCAUUAUUAAGGUGAGCGGUGUGAAGAAUGCCGGCAAGACCGUUUCUAUUCUGUGCCGUGGUGCAAACCAAUUGACGCUUGAAGAAGCUGAACGUUCUCUUCACGACGCCUUGUGUGUUAUUCGUUGCUUGGUCAAGCAACGUGCUUUGAUUGCUGGUGGUGGUUCACCGGAAAUUGAGGCUGCUCAGCACCUUCGUCAUUAUGCCCAAAAGCUGGAGGGUCGUGAAGCUAUUUGCUUCCAAGCAUUCGCUGACGCGCUGGAGAUUAUCCCCGUCACUUUGGCUGAAAACGCUGGUCUCAAUUCCAUCCAAGUGCUGACGGAACUUCGUAGUCGUCAUGCCCAAGGCGAGAAAACUGCCGGCAUUAAUGUACGCAAGGGCACUGUCACGAACAUCCUUGAGGAGAAUGUUUUGCAACCUUUGCUGGUGAACACGAGUGCUAUACAAUUGGCUGCCGAGACGACCAAGAUGAUCAUGAAGGUGGAUGACAUUACGUUGGCUCGUUAAGCAGUGCACACUUGUCCGUACGAAUGUAGAAUUCUGGUUUAAGUUUUGCAGAGUGUGUGUGAUUCCGUUCUUUUCUGUCUUGUCUUGUACGAUUAGGAACAAACUUUACGCUUUGAUCACAUAUACCCCACUAGAGUUCUUUCAGCGGUACGAAGCUAAAAAAAAUAACGUGUAAGUCAGCAUGGUAAGCAGCACUACGAACGAAUGUACGUCGGGUUCUUUGCACUGCUUUUGAAUUCUACACGGCCAUCGUUCAAGCCUUGCAUAGACCUAGCCAUAUGCUUCCUCGUCAUCAUCGUUGCAUCCGUCUGCUUCCCAUUAUAUAAUGUGGUGAAUAUCUUUGUUGUACUUGGUCUAUCAAAAAUGUUAUUGGAGAAGUAUUUUACGUAGACAAAAAAGCACAGAGUAAGUAGGAAAAGAAAAAAACUAGACGAAGCCAGAAGAA
Schizosaccharomyces japonicus yFS275 is the source of this 2105-nucleotide messenger RNA. Its product is annotated as chaperonin-containing T-complex delta subunit Cct4. The transcript has a single exon. Gene Ontology annotation, biological process: protein folding. Gene Ontology annotation, cellular component: cytoplasm; cell periphery; chaperonin-containing T-complex. The record is from RefSeq and is a predicted model, not a curated record. NCBI's taxonomy places the organism in Eukaryota, Fungi, Ascomycota, Schizosaccharomycetes, Schizosaccharomycetales, Schizosaccharomycetaceae. Gene Ontology annotation, molecular function: ATP hydrolysis activity; ATP-dependent protein folding chaperone; ATP binding. The coding region runs from base 77 to 1660 and encodes 527 amino acids.